Messenger RNA from Dioscorea cayenensis subsp. rotundata (Guinea yam), 1243 nucleotides. RefSeq lists its product as uncharacterized. The record is from RefSeq and is a predicted model, not a curated record. Gene Ontology annotation, molecular function: double-stranded RNA binding. NCBI's taxonomy places the organism in Eukaryota, Viridiplantae, Streptophyta, Magnoliopsida, Dioscoreales, Dioscoreaceae. The coding region runs from base 31 to 918 and encodes 295 amino acids. The transcript is spliced from 10 exons.
UAGUGUCGAGCUUCUUCCGAGAUAGACAAUAUGUCGCUCGAGUCGUUGACCACUCUUGCUCUCUCUUCCCGCCACUCCAUUGCCAACCUCCCCUUCACCAACCACCGUUCGCCGGCGCUCCUCCCCGUGCCGAAGCUCCUCCCUGUCUUCACCUCCCUCCUCAAGAAGCGCAAUCCCAAGCGCUUGAAGUACUCCACCCAGCGCCUCUACAAGGAUGAUCGUUUACCGAUGCUGUAUGUGGAGAUGGAUCCACUGUGGGUUGAUACUUGGAAGCUGGAACCUGUGAUCAAGCUCAUCAAGGACGGCGCUGUGGGUGUCAUCCCCACUGAUACCGUGUAUUCUAUUGUUUGUGAUCUAAAAAGUCAUUCGUCCAUUGAGCGCCUUCGUAGGAUAAAAAAUAUAAGAAGCUCAAAGCCCCUUAGUAUUUUAUGUCAUUCCCUCCAAGACAUAGAUACUUAUACGACGGGAUUUCCUCGUGGCAAUGCUCAAGGUCAAGCGAAUAUAUUUCGAGCUGUCAAGCAUUGUUUGCCUGGACCUUAUACUUUCAUUCUACCUGCAACCAAAGCAUUGCCAAAGCAAUGUAUCAGGCAUGGAACUACAACAAAAUUUGUGUCAAGGAAAAAUGUUGGUGUUCGCAUUCCAGAUGACACUAUCUGCCAAGCCAUACUAAAUAAUCUGGAUGCCCCUUUGAUAUCCACAAGUGUGGAGUCUGCAGAAGAUCAAUGGAUCAUAGACCCAAUCAUUAUUGCAGAUACUUAUGGACCAGAGGGUCUUGAUUUCAUUGUUGAUGGUGGGACUAGGAUUGCUGAUCCAUCCACUGUAGUUGACAUGACAAGAAAUCCACCGACAAUCAUCCGGCAAGGAAAGGGGCCGAAGCAGGAGUGGAUGGUUGUGGAAGGAGAGGAUUCUACUGCAUAGUGCAUAGAGUGAGCUGCUUCUUCCUUGACCAACUUGAGGGGUCUGGUGUUUGGAGUGGAGGCAACAACGGCUGUGAUGAAGGUGCUGUUCAAGCUUCUAUUCGGGAUGCGCUUGCUGCUUGUGCUUGGCCUUGAGCCCAUUACCAUCAUAUCCAUGUCUGCUUCAGCUGGUAUUUGGCUUUGCACUCUUUUCUUUUCCUGUUUAGAUCAUUCUUUCAAAUAUUGUAGAUAUUGCUGCACAUUUGCUUUCUUUCAGUGACUAUGUAUUUUUACUUGGUCUCAUCAGUUUAUAUAAGAGCUACCUAUGACCUAUUUCCUUUUUUUUA